CUAAUUUGAUUACAGGCGCUUCUGGAUACUCAAAGACAGUUGCGAGCUCACAUCUCCAACUUCACCUUCAACUUGGGCUUUUCUGGCAAAUUCUAUCACACAGGUACCGUGGAGGAAGAUGAGGGAGACGAUUUACUGCUGAAGUACGUGGAUGAGUUCUGGUGGUUUCCCCACAUGUGGAGCCACAUGCAGCCUCACCUCUUCCACAAUGAGUCCUCACUGCUGGAGCAGAUGGUGCUCAACAAGGAGUUUGCGUUGCAACAUGGCAUUCCAGUGAAUAUGGGAUACGCAGUGGCCCCCCACCACUCGGGGGUCUAUCCGGUCCAUCUGCAGCUUUAUGAGGCUUGGAGACGAGUAUGGAACAUCCGGGUGACCAGCACGGAGGAAUACCCCCACCUCAAGCCCGCCCGCUACCGCAAGGGUUUCAUCCACAGUAACAUUAUGGUGCUACCUCGUCAGACGUGUGGCUUGUUCACUCAUACCAUCUACUAUAAGGAAUAUCCCGGUGGGCCUAAAGAAUUGGACAAAAGCAUACGAGGAGGAGAGUUGUUCCUCACUGUUUUGCUCAACCCAAUCAGUAUAUUCAUGACUCACCUGUCCAACUACGGCAACGAUCGUCUCGGACUCUACACAUUCGUCCACUUGGCCUCUUUUCUUCGCUCGUGGACAAACCUAAGGCUCCAUACACUUCCUCCUUCUCAGCUGGCACACAAAUACUUCCAGUUGUUCCCUGAACAGAGGGACCCACAGUGGCAGAACCCGUGCGAUGACAAACGACACAAAGAUAUCUGGUCGAAAGAGAAGACCUGUGACAGAUUACCCAAAUUCUUGGUGGCAGGACCACAGAAAACAGGGACAACAGCACAUCUUUUCCUCCUCAUGCAUCCCUCCAUCUCUAGCAACUUCCCCAGUCCAAGCUUACGAAGAGGUCCAGUUUUCAACACCAACAACUACCACAAAGGAAUAGACUGGUAUAUGGAGUUUUUUCCUGUACCCUCCAACAUCAGCACAGACUUCCUGUUUGAGAAAAGUGCCAACUACUUUCCCUCAGAGGAGUCCCCGCGGCGCGUCGCAGCUCUGCUGCCCAAGGCCAAGAUAAUCACCCUUCUCAUCAAUCCCUCGGAUCGAGCCUACAGCUGGUACCAGCAUCAGAGAGCUCACGAGGACCAUGCGGCACUCCGCUUUACCUUCUACGAUGUCAUCAGCGCCAGGUCAGGCGCCCCGGCAGAACUGCGUUCCCUGCAGAACCGCUGUUUGAACCCUGGCCUGUAUGCCACGCACCUUGAGAGAUGGCUCACGUACUACCCUGCUAACCAGGUAAUGAUCAUCGACGGCCAUCAGCUGAGAGCAGACCCUGCUGCUGUCAUGGAUGAAGUCCAAAAGUUUUUGGGAGUCACUCCUCAUUUCAACUACUCACAGGCUCUCACUUUUGAUCCUCAAAAGGGAUUCUGGUGCCAGCUCCUUGAAGGAGGAAAGACAAAGUGUUUGGGGAGGAGCAAAGGACGAAAGUAUCCUCCUAUGGAACCAGAGGCUCGGGCAUAUCUGUCCAGGUACUACAGGGAACACAACGUGGAGUUGUCAAAGCUGUUGCAUCGCCUCGGACAGCCUCUUCCCUCCUGGCUGAGAGAGGAGUUGCAGAAGGUUAGAUAACCUUUGCAUCCAUGAGCCGGCGUUAAAGGCUACAGGUGAAACAGUACGGAGCAAACCUGGAGCAUCGACCCUCAGACGCACUCUCCAGCGAACCCCGAGGGCAAGACGAGGAACGUGAGGCCUUGUUUCACACCUCUGAAAGGCAAAGAAGUGAAGAGAGAGCAAUGAAAUUGGAACAGUUGGGCUGGGGUGAAAGGAUGAAUGGUUGGAGCGGCUUGAAAGUCACUGAGGACAAAGAGUUCAUCAAAGUAGAACUCUCACGCAGACCUGCAGUAAGGUUUUGUGUGAUUUUCACCUUUAAUUUAUCACACCGGAACAGCGCUGGUCAGCUGUGUGAACCCCGUCAUGUGCACUACUUCUUCAAAGAUAAAAUGAAAGAAAAAAAGAUGGAAAAAAACCCCACACAAAAUCCCUUUCGUUUCUCGUGUUGUUCCUGCCACAUUAGGAAUACGAAGAAGGGGCAUCGUCUCAGGGUGUGUGGCCGCCUGUUGUUUGAUUUUCUUUGAGUUUGUUUGUUCAGAGUGAAAGUAGUUGCUAGUAGAUCUGGCAGCCUCGUUCACUUCAGAGAUGUCACCCCAGGCUGUCUCCAGAAAAUAAGAAGUGGGAAGGCGCGUUGAGGUAAGAGGUCUGUACGUUACUUUCUAGCAUGAAGAAGAAAAUGGCGCAAUCUACAAGGUUGGUGGUGUCAUUGCUGAAGACAGCAGCAAAGGCAAUUGACCAAAACGAGCGGACGGAACGCGUAUGAUGCCUGGUUGUCCCCCCCUCAUCCCCGACCCCCUCCUUAUAAGUUGUUUACCUUCAGUUUUAUGACAACGAUCUUAAAAUGUCAAAAAUAAAAACCAAAAUUAAAAGAAAUGCAUACAUUGGAA
Molecule: messenger RNA, 2519 nt
Organism: Syngnathus acus (greater pipefish)
Lineage: Eukaryota; Metazoa; Chordata; Actinopteri; Syngnathiformes; Syngnathidae
Product: bifunctional heparan sulfate N-deacetylase/N-sulfotransferase 4-like
Cellular component (GO): Golgi apparatus
Molecular function (GO): deacetylase activity; heparan sulfate N-sulfotransferase activity
Source: RefSeq, a predicted model, not a curated record